Acaromyces ingoldii is the source of this 1979-nucleotide messenger RNA. RefSeq names its product D-lactate dehydrogenase-like protein. NCBI's taxonomy places the organism in Eukaryota, Fungi, Basidiomycota, Exobasidiomycetes, Exobasidiales, Cryptobasidiaceae. The transcript has 2 exons. The coding region runs from base 38 to 1747 and encodes 569 amino acids. Gene Ontology annotation, cellular component: mitochondrion. The record is from RefSeq and is a predicted model, not a curated record. Gene Ontology annotation, molecular function: FAD binding; catalytic activity.
GCGCUACUUAAGGGUGGCCAGUUUCCCCCAGUCGAAGAUGCCUCUACCUCGGAUUGGAUUGUCCCGGGCCGCUGCGAUGGCGCGGCCAGUCCACCGUGCUCCUGGGCAUUUUCACGGCUUGGCGUCAACUGCAGUGGCGACGUCGUCUCUGUUUCAUACCACCUCCAGACAGCCAGCAAGAAGAAGAUCAGACGGAAAGAUGACACCCACAGCACCGGUAGGCAGGAGAUCGCUCGCCACGACUACUCCUGCUCAGCACCCGUCGCACAGUCAACUAACUCAGGACGACAUUGAACAUUUUGCAUCGAUUCUCUCAACACCUGAAACAUCGCUACUGACAACGCUCGCGACGUCUUCCACGUCGUCAAGGAUGCCCAAGCCCGUUGAUGCAUCGGAGCUCGACGUUUUUAACAAGGAUUGGAUGAACAAGUACCACGGUCGCUCUGCAUGCGUCCUCAAGCCCAAGUCGACAAAGGAGGUCUCGGAGAUCAUGCGAUACUGCCACCAGCGCAAGCUCGCCAUAGUGCCUCAAGGCGGGAACACUGGCCUCGUUGGUGGAGGAGUUCCCGUGCGAGACGAAGUCAUCGUUAACCUGGGUUCCCUGAACAACAUUCGGUCAUUUGACGAAGUUUCCGGCACCCUUGUCGCCGAUGCCGGCUGCAUCCUCGAGGCCCUCGACAAUCACAUUGCCGAAAAGGGCUACAUGAUGCCCCUCGAUUUGGGCGCAAAGGGCAGCUGCCAGAUCGGUGGCAACGUUGCUACCAAUGCCGGCGGACUCAGGUUUCUCCGCUAUGGUAGCCUUCACGGAAAUGUGCUAGGCCUCGAGGUGGUGCUGCCGAAUGGCGACAUCCUCGAUGGCCUCAGUACGCUCCGCAAGGACAACACUGGCUUCGACCUUAAGCAGCUCUUUAUUGGAAGCGAAGGCACGAUCGGCUUGAUCACGGCCGUAUCCAUUGUCACGCCUCGCAGACCAGCUGCGGUAAAUGUAGCUGUCUUUGCCGUGGACUCAUUCGAGGCCGUCCAGCAGGUCUUUUCCACCGUCAAGAGGCAUUGCGGCGAGAUCUUGUCAGCCUUCGAAUUCUUUGAUUCGCAGAGCCUCAAUAUGGUCAAGAGCCAUGCCACAGCAAGCAUCAAAGACCCCUUUCAAGAACGACAUCCUUUCUACGUCCUCAUUGAAACGAGUGGGAGCAGAAAGGAGCACGAUGAUGAGAAACUCACUGAACUACUCGAAGAGCUGAUGGAGUCGUCACAGAUCACCGAUGGUGUGCUUGCCCAAGAUGAGACACAGCUUCAGUCACUUUGGGCGCUCAGGGAGUCGAUUCCUGAAGCAUGCGGGAAGCUGGGAAGCGUCUUCAAGUACGACCUCUCAAUGCCCGUGCCCAAGAUGAAUGAGUUGGUCGAAGAUAUGCGAGGGCGUUUCAAAGAACGAGACAUGCUAGGCAAAGGCAAGCCCGUUAAGGAGGUCGUCGGUUACGGGCACAUUGGGGAUGGCAAUCUUCACAUCAACAUUGUCGCCGAGUCGUACGCGCCUGAAAUCGAGUCGGUGAUCGAGCCCUACAUUUAUGAGUGGGUCAGCCGGGAGAAGGGUUCGAUCUCGGCGGAGCAUGGGCUGGGAAGGAUGAAGGGCCAGAAGAUCGGGUACAGCAAGAGCCAGACGAGCGUAGCCCUGAUGGAGGAUCUCAAGAAGCUCCUCGACCCCGACAACCUGCUCAAUCCUUACAAGUAUCUUCCUUCGUCGUACCGGUAGGAUUAGGUGGCCCAAAUUCGUCCAUUUUGUUGCUCCUUUGCCGGCGCCGUCGAGGGUAUUUAACAAUGAUAGAGUGCUUGAAUUUUUAAGAUUUUCUUGGACACGACUACCGUGUUGCGCAUAGACGCUAUAAGCUGACAGUCAGCUGACCACAGUGGUCGCGCAGGCACUUGGCGACCAAUGCCUACUGUUCUUAUGUUCUGCAACGCAGAGGAAUCGAUACAGAACUUGG